AUGAGGUUCACACUGCCCAAAAAUAUCCUGCCAUCUGUCACGUUAUCCGAUGAGCAACGAGAUGCUUUGGUCAAAGAAGCAGAUACUGCCGUACAAGAGCUUGUUGCAGCGAAUGAAAGAUUUAAUUCUCAAGGAUGUACGCUUGCGUAUCCCGGCUGGAAACUCGUGCGUGCAAAAGACGGAGUACAAGUCUAUCGGCAGCGACAAAGAGCAAUCAAGCGGAAAGAAUCGGCAUCGUGCAUGCCACCAGUACUUCAAAGUUCGUUUCAACUAAAAGAAGACGAAUACUGUCGAUUUCACACAUCAAGCAGCUGUAGCAUUAUUGACGUUGGUUCUGAAAACGACACGGUAUGUUCUUCUAUGUGUGGUAUUUCAUCUGACAGUCUCAUGGAAAAAAUGAGACCACCUGGUGUGGCCCUUAUGGCUUUACAAGGCGUACUGGAUGGCACAUUAGACGACUGUAUGUUUGGCUCUGUCGCAACUACAGAUGAAGCGUGGAUGCUGCGUAGCUCACACAUCAGUGACCGUUUCGACGAUGCUCGAAUAUUAGCAACACUUCGAGGACCAACUCGUACCGAUCCCAGUCAAUUUCUGGGAGUCAAGUGGUUUUUGAAGGAGCAUCCAAUCAUAUUUGCAGGGAUCGUCCAGCAGCGUGAUCAUCUCAUUCUUGAGUCCACGGGCUUUACGAACUACUCAACAGGCGAAAGAGUUGGCUACAUGCUCCUGCAUUCAAUCAAACUACGGGAUAUUCCGGAACUUACGCAUUUGGGGAUUAUUCGGGGAGAAAUGAGUGUGUGCUACAUUUUUCGUCAAGGUGGACCUGGCAAAGUUGAGAUCUUUUGUCGCGGGUUCUAUAACUCUCGCGGAGGUAUGCCGGGUCGUUUGUCAGUGUUGAUUGCCGCAGAAUCUGCAAUUUGCUGCACUGGUGUUGUGGACUACGCAGUUAUAAAGAAGCUGCGAUGGCUCAUGACCCAUGCGAGGAAGCGCACAAUUGAUACCAAUCAGACGAAUUCUCAAUAUUGUGGAGCUUGUGCGAAGAAACUCAGCACAAUAUCACUACCUUUAGCUCGAUCUGGUGUAUCUUGCAAAAUUUGUUUUCAGAUUGUUUGCUCAAAAUGCAGCGUAAGCAAGAAAAUGACUGUGUUUGUGUCAGACAACGGAUCGAUCCUUCAACAAUCCGUGCAAUUUUGUCUGCGGUGCGUACAUAUAGCAAAACAAUCAAAUGGUUGGCAGAUGACGCAAAGCAAUUCUAGUACAUCGUCAGCAUCUUUUCAUUCGCUAAGCUCGUCUUGGUCAACCUCAGCGUCUCGUGUGUCCAGAUAG
Molecule: messenger RNA, 1323 nt
Organism: Plasmopara halstedii
Lineage: Eukaryota; Oomycota; Peronosporomycetes; Peronosporales; Peronosporaceae
Product: Zinc finger, RING/FYVE/PHD-type
Exons: 1
Coding region: 1-1323 (440 amino acids)
Source: RefSeq, a predicted model, not a curated record